AUGCCAAAUGCGUCCCUCUUCUCCUGUGUGAUGUCGGCCCCAGAGUGCCUCCUCCUGGCGGAGGAGGUGCUGCAGCUCAGUGACCAUCUGCGAGCCGAGGCCGUGUUCUCAUGGCUGAACCAGCUGAAGAACGAGCUACCGACAACCGAGAAGGUGGAGAUCAGAAAGUGUCAGCGGCGUCUUGUGGACCAGCUUUCAAGCGUUCUGAUUGGCUCGCCUGGACCUCCUGUGCGCGUCCUAUUGGCCCAUUGCCUGGCCCUGGUGUUCCGCCUCGGAGACCCCUUACCCUGCAGCCUGGUGGUGGACAAGUGCAAUGACAUCAUCCGCAGCAAGGACGACUCCCCCUCUGCUCUCCCCUCUCGUCUGGCAGCUGUGGCCUGUCUGGGAUCAGUCUUUGAACAGUUGGGUCGUCUGCUCAGCGGGUCCUCCAAAGACACAACUACAAAUCUGCUGCGAGCGCUAAAGAACGCAGAGUCUCAGGGCCGCUGUGAGAUCUUGGCCUCUCUGGAGAAGAUACUUCGUGGUUUGGGGCCUUCAGCAGCUCCUGUUCACAGAGAUGUCUAUAAAUCUGCACGCUCCUGCCUCAGCGAUCGCUCUAUGGCCGUGCGCUGUGCGGCAGCAAAGUGUCUGCUGGAGCUCCAGAAGGAGGCGUUGUUCCUGUCCUCAGAGCUGGAGAACAUGUCCACAGUUUGUUUUCGAGCGUUUGAAGGAUCUUCCUUGUCUGUGCAAGUCUCUGUCUCUGAGCUGUUGGGUUCUCUGCUGAAGGCCGCUGUAGAGUCCAGGAACAAGACAGCCCAGAGAGCUGCUUCUGGAGCUGCUCUGGUGGAGGUGAUGGAGCUGCUGCUGGGAGGCUUCACCAGAGGAGGAGGAGGCGGCUUCCUCAGAGCCUCAGGAGACAUGAUCAAAGGAACCAGAGACGUGAGCAGAGACGUGCGGCACGGCAUCGCCCUGACGUGCACAGUCCUGGUCUCCUCUCUGGGCUCCUCGUGGCUGGAGCAGACCUUCCCUCAGUUCUUGGUUCUCCUCCUGGAGCUGGUGUCUCACUCUCGGAGCUCCCAGACCCCUACGGAGGCGGUGCUGACACGGGGGUGUGUGUCCAUGGUGCUCAGGGCCAGUCUGGGGGGGGUCCUGGGGGAGAAAGCCCAGAGCAGUGCAGUCCAGCAGUUGUGUGUCACUGUGGGAGCUCACAGGAAGAUCAUAGAGUCUUCAGUGUGUGACGCUGCAGCAGAGUCUAAAGCUGCCUCAGACCUGUGCUCCUCUCAGCACGCUCUGGUCUGUUUGCUAGUGGAGCUUGGGUCUCUUCUCCUGGGGUUAGGGUCCACCGCGGGGCCCCUGCUGACGGACCAGUCCACAGCUCUGGUCGACUCUGUGGUCUCGGUCCUGGUCCAUCCCUGUCCCGCUGUGCGAUUGGCAGCUGCCUGGUGCUUGCGCUGCGUUGCCGUGGCAAUGCCGUCCCAGAAUGCUCCGCUGCUGGAUCGCUGCACUGAGAGGUUGACAGCGCUCCGGUCCAGUCCGGACGCUGUGUCCGGGUUCGGGGCCGCGGUCUGUGCCCUGGUGUCGUCACCACAGCACCACAAGCUAGGUCUACCUCACAGCAAAGGAAAGAGUGUCCUGGCUCUGGCUGAGGACCUGUUGCGCUCUGCAUCUCAGAACAGUCGCAUCUCUCUGCAGAGGACUCAGGCUGGAUGGAUGCUCCUGGCCUCCAUCACCACAUUAGGUAUUGAGACUGGAGCAGAGACUGGAGCAGAGACUGGAGCAGAGACUGGAGCAGAGACUGGAGCAGAGACUGGAGCAGAGACUGGAGCAGAGACUGGAGCAGAAACUGGAGCAGAAACUGGAGCAGAGACUGGAGCAGAGACUGGAGCAGAGACUGGAGCAGAGACUGGAGCAGAGACUGGAGCAGAGACUGGAGCAGAGACUGGAGCAGAGACUGGAGCAGAGACUGGAGCAGAGACUGGAGCAGAGACUGGAGCAGAGACUGGAGCAGAGACUGGAGCAGAGACUGGAGCAGAGACUGGAGCAGAGACUGGAGCAGAGACUGGAGCAGAGACUGGAGCAGAGACUGGAGCAGAGACUGGAGCAGAGACUGGAGCAGAGACUGGAGCAGAGACUGGAGCAGAGACUGGAGCAGAGACUACAUAUGUGUAUGUGUUGUAG
Messenger RNA from Knipowitschia caucasica, 2157 nucleotides. Lineage: Eukaryota; Metazoa; Chordata; Actinopteri; Gobiiformes; Gobiidae. The record is from the annotation of a GenBank genome assembly.